UCCCAAUAUCCUGCCCUGAGAACAGCCACUACGAAGCCUGUGGAAAUGCCUGUCCAGCAACCUGCUCUGACCGUUCUGCUCCCAGCACCUGUAAGAACACCUGUGCGCAAAUCUGCCAGUGUGAUGAGGGCUUUGUCCGCAGCGGUGAGAAGUGCAUUCCGGUGGACACCUGCAGUUGCAUUUACCAAGGCGUGACCUAUAAGGCAGGGGAAGAGUUCUGGGGAGAUGAAGACUGCCAGAGUCAUUGCAAGUGUGAUGCUAAAUUAGGCAGGGCUGUAUGCCAAAAGUCUUCUUGCAAGGGCAAGACAAAAUGCCGCGUGGUCAAUGGUGUCCGGGGUUGCCAUGCUGUCAGUUACAGUACCUGCAUAGGAACCGGAGACCCUCACUAUAAAACCUUUGAUGGGAAGAAAUACGACUUCAUGGGAACCUGCAUUUACCAAAUGGCUGGGCUCUGCUCCAUGGAUCCUUCCCUUACCCCAUUUUUGGUCACUGUGGAGAAUAACCACCGAGGCAAUAAGGCAGUGUCCUACACCAAAGUGGUGACCCUGGAGAUCUACAACUUUACCAUCAGUAUGAGCCAAGAGUUUCCCCAAAAGACCCAGGUCAAUGGCAUCUUUGUGGAACUACCCUUUUCCUAUGAAAAUAAACUGAGCAUCUACCAGACUGGAGUUCACGGCUUCAUCAAGACAGACUUUGAUCUGAGUGUCAGCUUCGAUUGGUACAGCUACGCCAGGGUCAUCGUUCCGGACUCUUAUGCCAAUGCACUCUGUGGCCUAUGUGGUAAUGCCAAUCAAGAUCAAAAUGAUGACUUUCUCAUGAAAGAUGGAACACAAGCAGAGGAUGAAAUUCAAUUUGCAAACAGCUGGAAGAUAAAAGAUAUUCCUGGCUGCUCUUCUGGGUGCACCAAAAACUGCCCAGUGUGCAGUGAUGCUGAUAAACAAACCUACCAAGGUCCAUCCUACUGUGGGAUUCUUACAAGAAAGAGUGGGCCUUUCAGGCAAUGCUAUGAUGCCAUUGAUCCUCAAUCUUAUUUUGAUGAUUGUGUCUAUGAUACCUGUGUAUACGAAGGUCACCAUAAGGCCCUCUGUAGUGCCAUCAGCUCCUAUGUGACAGCAUGUCAAGCUCAAGGCAUCCAAGUUGAGCCGUGGAGAUCACCAUCCUUCUGCAGUAUUUCUUGCCCACCCAAUGCCCACUAUGAGCUCUGUGGCAGUGGUUGUCCAGCUACAUGCAAGAGCCUCAUCUCACCCCAGACGUGUGAUGUUCCAUGCCUGGAAGGAUGUUCUUGUGACUCUGGAUUUAUCCGCAGUGGAGAUCAGUGUGUUUCAAAGGCCAAAUGUGGCUGUUUCUACCAAGGCCGAUACUACAAGCUGGGAGAAGAGUUUUUUCCCACCACUUCCUGCCAGAAAAAGUGCAUCUGCGUGGAUAACGCAACCAUAGAAUGCCAAACGUUCUCUUGUGGAGCUCACGAGGAAUGCAAGAUUGUAAAGGGCAUUCAAGGCUGCCACCCCUUAGGCUAUGGGAAGGCCAUUGCGCUGGGUGACCCUCAUUUCCUUUCCUUUGAUGGAAGGCAUUUUGAAUUCUACGGCUCCUGUACUUACGCCUUAGCCCAAGUCUGCCAGCACAACCCUCAGCUCCAGAACUUCACUGUGUGGGUAGAGAACGAGAAGCUUGGUCCUUUAGUUCGAAUCCGGAAUGUGAAGGUCUUCAUUCAUGGUUACACAAUCACCCUUCAGAGGG
Molecule: messenger RNA, 1737 nt
Organism: Pseudonaja textilis
Lineage: Eukaryota; Metazoa; Chordata; Lepidosauria; Squamata; Elapidae
Source: RefSeq, a predicted model, not a curated record